Moneuplotes crassus is the source of this 1287-nucleotide messenger RNA. The record is from the annotation of a GenBank genome assembly. NCBI's taxonomy places the organism in Eukaryota, Ciliophora, Spirotrichea, Euplotida, Euplotidae.
AUGUCUGAAGAAGACCCAGUCGUGCAAGAAAUUGAUGUAAACCUCUCAAAUGUUGAGCAACUGAUGGUGCUGUUCCAGUACCCACUUAGGGAGAUCAACAGACCAUAUGGCGAUGCUGGACCGCUUAAGAAGAUCACUGCUAAAACCCUCAACAACAAGAUAGCUAUGACUUAUGGCUUAGACAAAGAAUCCAAAAAUUAUGAUAAAAAUGCUCCAAAUAGCAGAGGUGACGAAGAUGAAGAGGAUUUGCAUAAGCUUACCAGCACUCAUAUCCCAACACAGACUUCGUAUUGUGUGGGUACCUUCAAGAACAACGAGUUUUACCUCACCCCAGUAGAUGAUAUCUACCAAAUGAGGCCUGACUUCGAGCAUGUAGACAAAGAACUGAUGGAAAGGAUCAUCCCAGGACCAGAAAUAGCCCUUAAAUCCGCUCAAAAGCCUCAAAACAGCAUCAAAAUAGUCAAUGAUUCUUUUAAGGAACAGCAACAAAUGGAACUUGAACUUAAAAUGGAGGAGGAACAAGAGCUCAUAGUUAACCCUCUCUCAAGCUUGAAAUCCCAAGAGUUAAUGGCUAAGCUUACUUCAAAAGAGGUUCCUGCUCCAGACUCUAUUAUUGACAUAAAAGCUGAUAAAUAUCUUCCCCAAAUCCUGCCUCCCUCAAGCACAGAAGAGUACCAAGUAGAGAUCACUAAGCAGCGGGAAGGAAUCAUUAGCAUUGAAGCAUUUCAGUCUUUAGAUUACAAGAAAUUCUUGGUUGAGGUACUAAUGCACUUCAGAAUAAUCUCUGCUACAAAGUUUACUAAUCUUCUCAAGAACUACUUUACCAAGAACGAUCAUCUUGGAGUGAAUCCUGAUGAGAUAAAUGAGGAGUACCUAGCCAAAGAAAUUAGAGAAAUCGCCUUCGUUCUUCCAAACGGCUAUUGUGUGAUCAAGACCCACCAUAUCUACGUAGAUGAUCUCAUGAAAGUUCUUAGGAACAAGAUCUUGUUCACUCUUCUCAGUAGAGAACUUGCUGGCCAGAAGGAACCGUGUGUUCAGACUUAUGAAUUCAACCACAUCUGUGAAGGGACUUACAUCAGGAUGGUAUUCAGAGAGCUGUGCCAAAACAGAGCUGGCAAAUGGUACUUCAAGAACCAUAACACUGACUCUCUCUUCCAGAACGGAUCCGACCUAAAAGACCUAUAUAGCCUGUUCAAGGACGAGGAGCUUGUCAAAAUGAUUAAGGCCGAAAUAGAUGAAACCAUCAACGAAACAGAUAAGUACUUAGCUCAAGCUCUGAAGUCAUAA